GAAGUACCAUUCAGUAGUUGCUAUGAGCCAGCAACUCCCUAGUCGCAAGAACCAUUAUCAAUGCCUUGAUCUUAGGCUUGUUGGCAACAUAGUCGGCGUAUCGGAUAAGCCGUAGUCAGAAUUCGGUCCCCUGAAACUGAUCCUCUAAUAACCAAACAGCGCUUGAACUGCUGUGUUCGCAGCUCGUAAAAUAUCAUCAGCUUGUUCGCUUCCGCCUCCCAGACAGCAUUCCGCUGUCUCGUCAAUAGUCUACAUUCCAACCUGCUGACUUUUGAGUCGACUCAAGAGUCACCUUGUCUCGUCCCUAGUCUUCAUUCCAACCUGCUUCUGCAACCGAACCUCCUCCUCAGCAGGGCACGUUUGUUCCCAAGAACUAGCGACUUGACCAGCGUAUUUUCCGUAGAUUGAGCUGCGCGUUUUCCGCAGCAUCCGCGAGUUGGAGAUAUUAUGGGCAAAGGUGAUUUUCACCCUAUCAGAAGCAAUUCAGCCCGCGUGGACCAGGAGGAGAAGUACACGGACAUCACGAACGACCUCGAGCAGCCAUAUAAGGAGCAAUACAUGGCGGACACAGAGGCCUUCGAUUCCUUCGAGAUGGAUCAGGCGGCGAAGCAGCAGCAGAAGCGCGGUUGCUGCACGUGGCAAAACAUCCUCAUCACGUGCGGGCUCCUCUUCUCACUCCUCUUGACCAUCGUCGGAAUCGCCAUACUCGUUGUCGCGUGCACCUUUAAGCCCGAGUCUCCCGUGAUCCGGAUUGAAAAGAUCGACAUCGUACGGCUAAGCUUCAACGGAACUGGCACCAACAGUGACCUAACCACUAGUCUUGGCGGGCUGGGAGCUAGUAUCGGGGAUGCCCUGGGGAGACCCUUGGGGGGAGCGCUGGAGAAUCUGGGGAGCAGUCUCGGAAGCCUGCUGGCAGACCCGAGCAAUUUCACCCUCAAUAUGAACGCGCUCAUUAACGUUACGGCGAAUGUGUACAAUCCGAACAAAUACGAUUUCCAAGUGAAGUACCUGGACCUGUUCGUCUCCCUCUUCAAUAUGAGCGUCUCCAAUGUCUCGCUGGGCGAGUUCUGGUCCCCCAGCAAGCAGAACAUCAGCCUCACUCUCCCCAUGAAGAUUGUCAACGUGCCCCUGGUGUCUCUCAGCAGUGACAGCGUCAUUGGCAGCUCUCUCCUGGCGCAGAAGCUCAAGAUGAAGAUUCUUGGUAUCUCUGAAGGGAAAGCUCAAUUCUGGACGUUCUCCUCUCCGACCUAUAAGGUUGGUGUUGAUUGCAAUGCAACAGUGAGCCCCGCCGCAGGCAAGAACACGGUCACAAAGGAAUGUACUAGCAGGUCCGAAAAGGUAUGAGGUGGCUGGCAGCCAAAGAGUACAUGUGUUGUCUUUCGAAAAAGCCACCUCCAUAAAUGCUUGGAAAAUCGUAUGAUCAAUAAAUCAUGUAUAAAUUGCUGUAUUUUGAUGGUUCCACUUG
This is a messenger RNA of Closterium sp. NIES-67, 1465 nucleotides long. The record is from the annotation of a GenBank genome assembly. Lineage: Eukaryota; Viridiplantae; Streptophyta; Zygnematophyceae; Desmidiales; Closteriaceae.